CUCCGGGCCCUGCCCCAGGCAGGCGGGCGCGGCUUUAACUGUUUGCGUCCCGGAGCACCGAUUCCGUGCCGCGCCGCGCCCCUUCGCUGGCUGUGCAGCCGAGUCCCUUUUCUGAUGGUGUCUGUGCAGGGCCGAUCGUUGAAACCCAGCCCUGCCCGACUGGGGAACUGCGACCGUGAGGCAUGCAGAUCCUAGAGAAACGACCAGAGAAUAGCAUUCUCGUGCAGAAGCUCCAGUAGGAAAGUGGUCCGUCCCCCCACGGAAUAGGAAAGUGAUACUCACCCAGGAUGGAAGUGUGUCCUUACUGUAAGAAGCCAUUCAAACGAUUAAAAGCCCAUUUGCCAUACUGUAAGAUGAUAGGGCUAACUGUACCUGCUGAUCAGUCCAAGCCAGCUACACGCCCACACACUAAAAAAAUGAAAAAAAUCGCAGACAUCAAGAACACUAAAGAGAGAGAAUUAGAGACGGAGAGUAAGAAGAGAAAUACUGACUCGGUAAAAUACAAACCAGAACAGGCAGUGAAGUCUUUUCCACUACUGGCUGUUGGUUUGGAAAGUAAUACAAAGGCAGAUAAAGACAUUAAGAAUACAGUUCAGUGCUCCAUCAAAAAGCUAAAAAAUACUAAGCCAAAGAUUACUUUCCAGGGAGAAACAAAGGCUCAGUUUUAUGCAUCAGAGAACACCACUCCUAAAACAGAACUUGCCAAAGAUUUGCCUGCAUCAGGAGAAAGUAGAAGUAAUCUUUCAGAAACUGAAACAUCUUUACUUCUUGACCCAGUUGAACCUUCUUUGUCAAAUCAAGAUAGAAAAUAUUCUUCAGCCUUACCCAAUGAUGUACCGACCACUUCUACUAAUUUAAGGUUGGACAAAAUUGAUCCCCCAAGACAGAAGCUUCUAGUAGAUUUAUUAGAUAUGCCUAUUGGUGAUUAUCACAGUUCUCCCGUGAAUCUCAGUUAUGGGGUUGAAAGAACAACGUCAUUGUCAAGCAAUGAGAGUGUGUCCAAGGCCAGGGACCACCUCUCAGAAGUCUCUACUGACGUUAGAGACUCCAAGACUGAAGAAAACAUGGAAUCACAAAUUCUGAAUUUUAAAGUUAGCCCAGUGGGUGACAUCCAAGUCAAGGAGACCCAAGAAAAAGGACAGAAGCUUGGAAUAGACACACGUGGGAACAAAGGAAAUAGAGAGAAAAGCGUAUCUGUGCUAGAAAUGCAGGAAUGGGCUUCUGUGAACGGUGGUGCAGAGAACUUUAGUAGUGGUGAUUCAGCCACAGAGAAGAAAUGUCAAGAUGAAGGUCCGGGUUUACAUUUGUUCACUCCAAGAGAGACAGCCUGCAGUGAGCUGCUUUCUGCAUCACAGUCCCAUAAUCAAAGCCUUGCCUCUCUAGCUGUCAGGUUUUUUCAAGAAGAGAAAGCAGAAGCCUGCAGUCCUAACCAAGUCCUCAAUGUGAAGGCAUUAACAGAGAACAGUGAACGAGCUUCUGUGCAGCACAGAUCUGGCUGUGGGCCCCAAGUAUCACACCAUGGGUGCCAGCAAACCUUACAUUCAGUCCUGCCUCACACCUCUUCCAGCCCCUUCACUCAGAUGGGCGUUGCUGAUAGGAAGACCCUUUCAAGCACCCUGGGGCUGGAGUGGUUUCCAGAGCUCUAUCCUGGUUAUCUUGGACUAGGAGUGUUGCCAGGGAAGCCCCAGUAUUGGAAUGCAAUGGCCCAGAAGCCUCAGCUCACCAAUCCCCAGGGAGAGAGACUGUCUCAAGGUAAACAUGCUCAUUUACAAGGGCCAUCCCGCCCAUCCAGACAGCUCUGUGCCUUUUGAAUUAAUAAGGUUCAGAAUACUCCUGCUUUUGCUUAUUUAGCUUGAUUUUACCUAGGCAUUCCAGUAAACCAGACUUAAAAUUGUUCUGAAAACAUUAAUUCUUGCUCCAGAAUUAGUAUCAGUGAUUUAUCACGCUCCCUUCCCCUGCACGCACCAUUGAAGGCUGGACUAGGCCAGGUCGGCCGGUGACAUUGAUCUCUUGAGUUUCCGCAUCAGGAGGAGGCUUGGCCAGUAGGGCAAGUAUUCAGGCUGUCUUGAGAGAUUUCGGUAAGGAGUCAAGGAAAGAGAUGGGACAGACUGAGUCGCCUCAGAAGGUGUCUGGUGGCUCCUUGGCAGUUCCUGGAAUGGGUUAAGUGGCCCCACAGAACCAGGAAGUUCCUGCCAUUUCAGGGACUUUUCACUUUUUCCUGCGGGACCUUACCUUUAGUUAUUGGACUGCCUCUGUAGUUAGAGUACAUGAAGUUUCUUCAUUUUCCUCACCAGGAAGCUUUAGGGUUUUUCUUAAAAACCUUUUCUUAAAAGAGGUUUUCUGAAAGCACAGGUCAUGCAGCACUCAUCUCUUGUGUAUGUAGUAUUCACUAGUGCUUUUAGUUUAGCUUCAACAGGAGACCCGUAGCAGCUCAGAAAAGCAUCACACCUGAGGAACUACUUAAUAUUUCUUAUAGGGAUAUAUAUUUCCUCUCCAGUAGAUCUUGUGAAUUAUUACAUAUUCACUAAACCACAAGUCAUCUGGUCUGAAAAGCAUUUUCUUUUAGAAGAUUUCAAAACAGGAAAGCCUGGGUAGCUCUGCAGUUGAGCAUCUGCCUUUGGCUCCGGGUGUGAUCGCAGAUUUCUGAGAUCAAGUCCCACGUCGGGCUCCCUGCAUGGAGCCUGCUUCUCCCUCUGCCUGUGUCUGCCUCUCUGAGUCUCAUGAAUAAAUAAAAUCUUUAAAAAAAAAAAAAGAUUUCAAAACAAAUGUUAAGUGAAGAAUAUUGCUAUCUAAAGCUACAUCUUCCUCACCUGCUGCAGUGAUUGCCAGUUUGCUCCAAACAGACCUACCAUCUAGGCCCUCCUUAUGAAGUUAUAAUCUGUUUCAAGGUCAGAGUUAGGCUUUCAAACCCCUUCUCCGUGUUGACAUAGAAUUACACUGACAUUUGUGUUGCUCUUCUGUUUUGAGAAUGCUUCCAUUUUCUUAUUUCGACCUUGCCGCUCUGAGAGGUAGGCAGUGAUUUUUAUCUCUGCUUUGCAGGUUUGAUUAAACAGGCACAGAGAGGAUAAGUGGUUGGUUCAAGGUCAUGUUGCCAGUAGGUGGUAGGGCUGUAGGUAGAGCACGGUCUCUCCAGACCACAUUUCAUCCUUUCUAUUAGACCGUAUUGCAAAAAGUGUGCCAUAAGUAGAAACACAGGUGGUGGUUAGAUCUGUGUACCUCUUGGUUUGCAGUGGCCCGUGGCGAAUCUUUCUGGCAAGUGGAACUUCCUUAUUUCCUGUACUAUCUUUAAUAGCGCUGGGAGUGUCUCUGACACACAAGCUUUUCAUUUCAGAAGAAAAGGGGAGGAGACUAACGGUCAUGAUGACAAUAUCAGACACUGCUAGGUGUGUUGCAUUAUUACCUCAUUCAACCCUCCUGGCAACUCAGGUGACUGUCACUGAAGUCACAGUCUUGCCCUCUUUACGGGCGAAGAAUCUGAGCCCCAGAUGUGUUAAGUGACUUGCCCACAUUCACACAGUAAGUGGUCAGAUAAUCUUGAGUAGGCUCCACACACUCUAAGUUGAGUCAGGCACCCCAGGUUCAAAGCUGUUCUGUCCUCUUUUAUCGGUUACAGUCUGCAGUACUCUGAGUAAUUUGGCAGACUGAUAGUUUUGAGGACACCACAGAGUUGGGUUUCAGUAAGUCAGGAACGAGAAUUAGGCUUAUGGAACUUGGCAGCAUUAGCCAUCGUGUGAGGUUUAGGGAGAAGGAUUUUCACAUCCUUACUACCCAAAAAAAGUAGUUUUCCCAGCAUUAACAAAAAUAGAUUUUUAGAAGUUCAAGAUUUAAAUUACUAGAGACUCAGCAAGUACUAGUGUCAGAAGGGUCCUCAGCAAUAAAAAUUGGUUUCCUUUCUUCAGAAAAAGCCUUGUGAGCACCUAGGUGGGGGCACUUGGCUGAGUAUUGGCCAAAUUCAGGUGCCUUGGCUUUCGGGACUCCAGUUGAAGAGAUCUAGGUCCUUGGAUCCCAAACAAUUGACAGUUUCACAUAGAUGAAAGAUUCCUGGACCUCAUUCCCAAAGACUGAUCCUGAAGCAAAGUCUAAUCCCAGGUGGUUGUGUUUUGUUUUGUUUUGUUUUGUUUUGUUUUUUGUUUUAAGAUGGUAUUUAUUCAUGAGAGAGGCAGAGGGAUGUGAGACUCGAUCCCAGGACCCCGGGAUCAUGCCGAAGGCAAAUGCUCAACCACUGAGCCACCCAGCAUCCCUAAUAAUCCUGUCUUCAAACAUUUCUUAAGUGUUUCUACAGAGGAGCCAAGUUAGAGUACAGCUGGUGUUGGGGAGGCCACUGGAGGCAGGGGCCUCAGACCCAGGAUGAAGGUGUUGGCAAACAAAUGGGGGUAGAAAGGUUUGGAAAACACAGUUCAUAGAACUACAGAAUGCAAAAGUUGGCUGGUGGGACUAGGAGAACAGAAAGUGAAGAAACCUUUAUAGGGUCAUGGGUUUGGGUGGGUUUGUUUUUUUAUUUAUUUAUUUUAGAACACAAGCGGGAGGGGCAGGGUGAGGAAGAAAGACUCCCCACUAAGCACAGAGGCCCACACAAAGCUUGAUCCCACAACCCUGAGCUCACAGCCUGAGCUGAAACCAAGACUUGGGCACUUAACUGACCGUGCUACACAGGUGCCCCGAUCGUGGGUUUUUAAAGGCCUUGCUCUCAUCAUCAAACAGCAUUUCCAUCAAUAAGCUACCCUGGUGAGAUGUUUGAGACAGCACACAUGGGGAAGGGGCUCAGAGUAGUCGGGAUUGGAGCAAAACUGAAGUAUGACAAGCCAGGGUGGGGUCUGCUAGUAGCUAAGGAGGUCAUGAAAGGGGAUGUUUUAAAUAAAAGCGCCUGUGACAACAGCCAGAGACAUGAGGGGUGAGUCAAAUCCCCUGACUGGAAUUGCAGUGAGGCCAGAAGGGUGGCAGGCAAUGUUAGAGAUAUAAAGGUAGGGACAGUUCCAGGGUUCCUAUUAGUGAAGCCAUUGUCACUAGAUUAGGGGAUGCAAGGACGUCAACACUGGCAGGUCAAGGAUAAUGUCUAAAUGAGAUGACAGUGGGUGUUAGCAGUCCUGGGCCCACAGCCAGGCAGAAAGGGUUGUAGGUCAGAACCCAGGGUCCCUGAGUAGCAGGAAGGAUGACACUGGAGACACAGAAUUUCUGUGGAUUCUGGGCUGGCCUCUCCUGGGCCUCGGGCUUUUAAUCCCAUCUCAGGGCCGGAACUGAUGUCAUUUAGUCAAGUCUGAACCCUUAGUGAAGGAGGCUGCUGGCAGAAGCAGGAACAGAGUUGAGGGAGGGACCACCCCGUUUCUAGCAUGGCAGGGGAAGUGGUUCUACAAUUGUAGUUUUCACAAGUGUCUCUUACCACCUUUUUCCAUUUUUUUCCGAGAAUGGACUAUGCCAUGCUUUUUUAGAGAGCUUAAUCUUCACUUUGCAAAAUAAUUAUCUUCUGUGUAAUUUCUUGGAAGCCAGUAUGGGUUUUCUCAUUGUUACUUAAUGUGAUGAUCAUUUGGGUAGCAUUUUUACAUCCAUAGCAACUUUUAUUUCAUCUGCUGAACCUGUCAUAAAUACUUGCCUUAUUUUAUCCUUUAUCUUGAUGAAGCCAAACAAGACCAGAGAACAGCAACAGUAGAGAUUCUCUACCUGUCAUUAAAACAGAAAAAAAGGUAUAGGAAAGCUAUAAAUAAAUAGCAUAAGCCCUCCUUCCUGGCUCUAAGUUUGUUACAUGUCGAACGUAAAUAAGAAAUGUUGGCUGGUCAGUAAUAGCACUGGACUAACAGGGCACACAUGUUGACUCUGGUACGUGUAGUGACAAGUAGCAGUAGGUACUAUAAUAGAGAGUCACGCCUUCUGGUAGUAUGUUUAGCCAAUUGGAGAAAACACAGGCAGUUCAUUUCAUUAAACAUGUACACCUGGAUCAUCUGUGCACUAUAUUCAUCAGAUCAAAAACGU
This is a messenger RNA of Nyctereutes procyonoides (raccoon dog), 5964 nucleotides long. It is a transcript of the gene MTNAP1, whose product is annotated as chromosome unknown C17orf80 homolog. Lineage: Eukaryota; Metazoa; Chordata; Mammalia; Carnivora; Canidae. The record is from RefSeq and is a predicted model, not a curated record. The transcript is spliced from 2 exons. Bases 288 to 1811 code for a protein of 507 amino acids.